AUACGUGUGUGUGGUGUGAGGAGUGAGAGAGGAUUGGUUUCAGAGCCACCAUCAAUAAAGACCCAUGUUGUGGUCUCUGCAUGAAUGAUGAUGGCUCCUUUUGGGACAUUAUUGUAUUUUCAGCACACUGACACACAGUUGCUUGCUCACUUGUACUUUUUUCUUUAAUGGGUUUGAGUGGUUUUGGUCCCUUGUGUUGCUUAUAGGUUUGAAAUUUGGAAUCUUGUUGGUGGGGUUUUAAGAAUUAAGGGUAGAAAAGAAUAGUAAUAUUGGGUUUUUUUUUUUUUUUUUUUGGUUUGUCAGGAACAGCUUGGCUUGGUGCUUGGUGCUUGGUGGGUUUAUUGGGGUCAGAAGGGAGGGGUUGACCUAAUUUUGGUGUCUGGUUGAGGGAUUUAUUUUGGAGUUGUGGGGUUUGAUUCUGGGGCUAUUUUGUUUUUUUGGAAGAGGGUAAUGUAAAUGGAGUUGUUUUAGGCUUUUUUGAUGGGUUUCUGAAGAGAAAUGGUUUGUUCUCUUUGAAUCUAGUGGUGGAUUUGGGCAAUUUUGUUGGAAAAUUUAGUGGGACUCUCUGCCAUUUUUCAGUUCUGUUUUUAGCAGGUUAAAACUCAACUGGGUUUCUGUUUCUGCUGUCAAGAUUGCUCUCUUUUUGGAGCAAAGGAUUUGUUGGGUGUGAAAGCGGUUUUUUCAGUGUGAGAGAGGUUACUGAGGAGGUUAUCUUUGGGUGUCACAUAAGCUCAGCGCUGUUGUUGAAGUUUUGAAGUGCUUGUAUAGUGAGAAAAUGGCUUGCAUGAAACUGGGAUCCAAAACUGAUGCAUUUCAACGGCAAGGCCAGGCCUGGUUCUGCACAACUGGGCUUCCUAGUGAUAUUGUUGUUGAAGUUGGGGAAAUGUCCUUUCAUCUUCACAAGUUCCCUUUGCUCUCUAGAAGUGGGAUUAUGGAAAAAUUGAUUGCAGAAGCAUCUGAAGAUGUAGAAGAAGGAUGCACCAUAAACCUUCCCGAAAUUCCUGGAGGGGCCAAAACAUUUGAACUUGUGGCCAAGUUCUGCUAUGGAGUUAAACUUGAACUCACAUCCUCAAAUGUUGUGUACCUCCGGUGUGCUGCUGAGCAUCUUGAAAUGACAGAGGAGUAUGGCGAAGGCAAUUUGAUUACUCUGACAGAGGUCUUCCUGAGUCAAGUAGUUCUUCGAAGUUGGAAAGACUCAGUAAAGGCACUGCAAACCUGUGAUGAUGUUCUCCCCUAUGCUGAAGAACUUAACAUUACGAAAAGGUGCAUUGAGUCACUAGCUUCCAAGGCAUGUACUGAUCCAAAUCUAUUUGGGUGGCCUGUUAUGGAGCAUAGUGGGCCCAUGCAGAGCCCUGGGGGGAGUGUGUUGUGGAAUGGGAUAAGCACAGGGGCUAGACCAAAAAAUACAAGUUCUGAUUGGUGGCAUGAUGAUGUAUCAGCUUUAAGUUUGCCACUAUAUAAGAGGUUGAUUUCUGUCAUGGAAACUCGUGGCAUCAAACAGGAGAUUAUUGCUGGGUCCCUCACUUGCUAUGCAAAAAAGUACCUACCAGGAUUGAUUCGGCGUCAGGGAGCCAGUGAGUCCAGCAACCGUCUGGCACCAGUGGCUUUGGGGGCUCCACCAUCAGAAGAAGAUCAGAAGCUUUUCUUAGAAGAGAUUGAUAGGCUACUUCCAAUGCAGAAGGGCCUAGUUCCAACUAAGUUCCUAUUUGGUUUACUACGAACAGCCCUGAUUCUCCGAGUGAGCCCCUCUUCCAUAUCCAAUUUUGAGAAAAGGAUUGGGACGCAGCUUGAUCAAGCUACCCUGGAAGAUCUGUUGAUGCCCAACUUCUCUUAUUCCAUGGAAACACUUUACAAUGUUGACUGUGUGCAACGAAUUCUUGAACACUUCCUUGCAAUGGAUCAGGUUUCAGGCGGGGCCUCUCCUUGCUCAAUUGAUGAUGGCCAAUUGAUUGGGUCACCUUCAUUGACACCCAUCACUACAGUAGCCAAGCUAAUCGAUGGGUACCUCGCAGAGGUUGCCCCUGAUGUUAAUUUGAAGCUGCCCAAAUUUCAGGCUCUUGCUGCUGCAGUUCCGGACUAUGCCAGGCCAUUGGAUGAUGGUCUUUAUCGUGCAAUAGACAUUUAUCUGAAGUCACACCCAUGGUUGGCAGAGUCUGAAAGAGAACAACUUUGCAGGCUGAUGGACUGUCAGAAGCUUUCUUUGGAAGCUUGCACCCAUGCUGCACAGAAUGAGAGGCUUCCUCUUAGAAUAGUAGUUCAAGUUCUCUUCUUUGAGCAGCUUCAGCUUAGGACUUCCAUUGCUGGCUGCUUUCUUGUUUCAGAUAAUCUUGAUGGAUCAAGACAGUUAAGAAGUGGGAUUGCCCAAUCGAAUGAGGGAGGAGGAUGGGCCACAGCUGUGAGGGAGAAUCAGGUUUUGAAGGUUGGGAUGGAUAACAUGAGGAUGCGAGUAUCUGAGCUCGAGAAGGAAUGCUCAAGCAUGAGGCAAGAGAUUGAGAAGUUGGGUCGUGUAAAGGGUUCUAGUAGCACAUGGGGAAAUGUAUCGAAGAAAUUUGGGUUUAAGUUAAAGUCUCAGAUGUGCAGUGCUCAAGCUGAAUCUGUCAGCAACCAGAACAAUGGUAAUGGGGUUGGAAAGGUUGAGAAGGUGAAGGACAUGCAUGGAAAGCACAAGAAAAAGUCAUCUCAUAUUGAAUAAAACUUUUCUUAAAUUGUUCAUUAUUUUGCAGUAUUUCCUUUAUUUCAUUUGUAGUUUACACUUUUGACCCUUAAAGUUUAGGUCAUUUUGGUCCUUCAAGUUUGAAAAUUUUUAUUUUAGUCCACCAAGUUUGAUUAUGUUUUCAAAACGGUCCUUUCGUCCAUCUUCAUGAUCAGGCCAUCAAGUGCCAAUAAAACUAGGUCGUUUCUUUAUUUCUCUCUCUUGAUGGCUAGAUUAGUCAUGGACAUGGAUAGAUGACCAUUUUGAAAAUAGAAUCAAACUUGAUAGAUCAAAAUGAUAAAUCUCAAACUUAAGGGACCAAAAUGAUAGCAAUUCUAAACUUGAUCCAAAAGGGUUAGGUCUUUUCUAUUUUUAUUUAUUUUUUAUUUUUUAAGUUAGGACAUAGAUUUCAUCUCCCUCCUAUAUGUUUUUUUUUUUAGUUUUUCCAUUUUUAAACCCAGUGUAGUGGAGACGAAUGGAAGAAAUUGUAAUAUGUAAUUCUUACAAUUAUUGCGCA
Quercus robur (English oak) is the source of this 3209-nucleotide messenger RNA. Its product is annotated as BTB/POZ domain-containing protein At1g30440. The record is from RefSeq and is a predicted model, not a curated record. Bases 776 to 2692 code for a protein of 638 amino acids. NCBI's taxonomy places the organism in Eukaryota, Viridiplantae, Streptophyta, Magnoliopsida, Fagales, Fagaceae. The transcript has 5 exons. Gene Ontology annotation, molecular function: protein binding.